AUGGCCGAGCCGAAAAGCCGGCGCAGAAGACCGCCCGUAUCAUGCACUCUCUGCAGAAAAAGAAAGAUUAAAUGCAACCGGGAAUACCCAUGCAGCAACUGCUUGCGGUCUAAAAAGAAUCGUUGCGUGUAUGAGAGUCUCUCGCCCCCUCCACGACAACGCCUUCGCCAUGGCCAAACAACUGCGCCUGAUCGGGCCCGAGAGCCCGAAGAACGUCAGACACUGUCGCUUGAUCAAGGCUCGACCGUGAGCAGCGACACAACAGCCCAAACUCUUCAGUCAGGCCAAUUGGUGGCCAGUUCCACCGCGCCGUCGACUCCAGGCAGCCAGUCAUCUGCUAGGGAGGUUGAGUCGUUGAGGUUCAGAAUUAAGCAACUUGAGGAGCAGCUGUCUAAAGCAACGCGGAGACCAGUUACUUCUACUGAUGCCAGUUCUGAUACCAAUAUCACGACAAUAAAGUCAUAUCUCGCCGGGACGUUCCACGUCCACCACCAAAGGCCCGCCGCUGGCCAAGAUGCGACAAUCCCCCGCACCAUCAUGCACAAGACUCGCCUUUUUGGACAGAGCCAUUGGAUGAAUGGGACCGCUCAGUUCUGGGACGUCCUUGAGACGAUUGAGCCUUGUGUCCAAAACGAAAAUUCAAAAUGUUUUCUUAAUGUGCACAAAUGUAAAUACCUGGCCAGAGUGAUCAAGUCGCGUCAAAAUCCCACGUGGCCCACACCACCAACUACCGACUUGCCUGCAAAAGAUGUGGCUGACUCACUCGUCGAUAUCUAUCUCCGAACGAUCGAAGGCAUUCAUCGCAUCUUGCACAUUCCGACAUUUAGGCAAGACUAUGAAGCAGUCUGGGUUUCGGAAACGACGCCUGAUAUGGCGUUCAUAAUUCAGCUGAAGUUGGUUCUCUCCAUCGGAGCCGUCAUGUAUGAUGAUCGGUUCUCUCUGCGCACUUCGGCGAUCCGAUGGAUCUAUGAGGCACAGACAUGGAUUUCCCAGCCGGAGUUCAAGUCUAGGCUUAACGUUCAAUUUCUUCAGACCAGCAUCUUGCUUUUGUUUGCCCGAGAAUUCGUUGGCGUGGAGGGAGGGUUGUCCUGGGUCUCGGCCGGGAAUGUCAUGCGGACUGCAGUAUACAUGGGACUGCAUCGAGACCCUCUGUAUUUCCCGAAAUCAACAACAUUCGUUGCAGAAAUGCGUCGACGAGUAUGGAACACUGUCUUAGAAAUUAACCUGCAAACGAGUAUGAACUCUGGCGGACCACCACUCUUCUCCCUCGAUGAUUUUGAUACCCAGCCACCGGGUAAUUUUGACGACGAGCAGAUCAUGGCUGAGGACCCCACACCGCAGCCAGACGGGUCCUUUACCCAGAUGUCAAUUGCCUUAGCACUUCGAAAGAUGUUCCCAGUUCGGCUUGCUAUUGCGAAGGCUUUGAAUGGCAUUGGAGUUUCAAGUGCUUACAAUGAAACACUUCGACUGGAUUCUGAGCUAAGAAGAUUAUACAAGGCCAUUUGUCGGAUGAUUCAACAAUACAGUUCUGGGGGCGGCAACUCACCAUCUCAAUUUCAAAUACGCACCCUGGAUUACCUCGUACGUCGCUACUUUUUGGCUCUUCACGAGCCCUUCUUUGCUCCAGCGACACACGAAACAGCCUACGCGUUUUCCAGGAAGGUUGUAGUAGACACGUCACUCAAAAUGUGGUGUGCCGUCUAUCCAUCAUCGCCUAUCAUGGCUGCUGCGUCCCAAACUGAAUUUUUGCCAGCACAUUCGGAUUAUCUGACACGCCUUGCAUUUUGCGGAUCGGGCCUGUUCCGCACAAUCUCCGCCCAAGCCUGCCUUCUUAUUGCCGCAGAGCUCAGGGCUCAGCUACAAGAGGAAGACAGUUUAGGUCCCGUACCAUUGCGGCGCGACCUACUUUCGGUCCUGGAUGAUGGAAGGAAGUGGGCUUUGCGAUCCAUCGAGGUUGGCCAGGUCAAUGUCAAAGGCUAUCUUUUCUUAUCUGUCAUCUGCGAACAGGUCGGAGGCCUUAUGCGAGGCCUCCCUGAAAGCCAGUUCCCAGAACUCCUAACGAAAGCCGCCGAAGACGUGCUGGAAAGAUGUGUAUCGAUCUUGGAAGACAGGGUUAGCCAGGGUAAGGGCGAGGAAGAUAUUGGAAUACACCUGGACGGAAUAGAUGAUAUCCCCGCUGAUACAUUACCGGAUUUGAUUGGGGACUGGAGUUUCAUGAUGCCCGUCAACAAUUUUGAUUUCGGGAUCACAGAGCCAAUCAAUUGGGUUGAGAGUGGGUUUACUUGA
Molecule: messenger RNA, 2286 nt
Organism: Aspergillus wentii DTO 134E9
Lineage: Eukaryota; Fungi; Ascomycota; Eurotiomycetes; Eurotiales; Aspergillaceae
Exons: 4
Coding region: 1-2286 (761 amino acids)
Biological process (GO): regulation of transcription by RNA polymerase II; DNA-templated transcription
Cellular component (GO): nucleus
Molecular function (GO): zinc ion binding; DNA-binding transcription activator activity, RNA polymerase II-specific; RNA polymerase II cis-regulatory region sequence-specific DNA binding
Source: RefSeq, a predicted model, not a curated record